Messenger RNA from Beta vulgaris subsp. vulgaris (sugar beet), 2882 nucleotides. RefSeq names its product long chain acyl-CoA synthetase 9, chloroplastic. Gene Ontology annotation, cellular component: membrane; endoplasmic reticulum. Gene Ontology annotation, molecular function: long-chain fatty acid-CoA ligase activity. The record is from RefSeq and is a predicted model, not a curated record. Lineage: Eukaryota; Viridiplantae; Streptophyta; Magnoliopsida; Caryophyllales; Amaranthaceae.
AAGUUUGAACAAGUUUAGUAAUUUCAACUCAAUAAAAAUAAGUAGACAUAAAAUCAAAUUAUUAUAUAUAAAAUUUAAUAAGUUUACCUAAAAUGUUAUAAUUAAGUUUAGAUUAAUUUAAAAUAAGUUGAAUAAAAUCGAGAAAAUCCUGACAAUUGACUUUUGAGUUCUUAUGACAAGUGAAGAAAAUUUCUGCUAGUUAUUUCCAUAGGUCCCCCAAAAAUGCAAAAUCCAAAAGCUGCUGCCCUUUAUAAAAAGUUUGUUCUUGUUCACCAAAAAAAAAAAACAAAACAGAAAACCUAGAAAAAUAACAAAAAACAAAGGAGAGAAUCUUGAGGACUAAUUUCCUCGAUUUCUCAGACACCUGCAUUUUUUCUUUUUCACUUCUAGUUUAAUACUAACUUCCCAAACUCACAAGAAAAAAACAAACUAAAUUACUGCACACCACAAAUACUACAAUCACACAGUUGUAAAGAGAAAUUGAGAGAGUAGGAAGGACAAGUUUCUACCACUACUCUGCAGCGGCACUGAGGUAUACACCUAGGAGAUGAGUCCUUAUGUAGUUGGAGUUCUUGUUCCUCUUGUUUUUACCCUUAUAAUUCGUAAUACUAAGCGUGGGAAAAAAAGAGGGUUGCCUAUUGAUGUUGGUGGGGAACCUGGCUAUGCAAUUAGGAAUGGUCGGUUUACUUCCCCUGUGACAACGGCAUGGAAGGGCGUUUCAACACUUGCUGAACUUUUUGAGAAGUCAUGUGAAGAGCAUAGAGACAAGCCCCUUCUUGGAACCAGAAAGCUGCUUGCCAAGGAGACUGAAGUAACAGAAGAUGGGAGAUCCUUUGAGAAAGUUCACUUGGGAGAGUAUGAGUGGCUUACCUAUGGAAAGACAUUCGAAACAGUCUGCAGUUUUGCUUCUGGUUUGGCUCAACUUGGACAUUCCAGAAAUGAACGUGCUGCAAUUUUUGCUGAUACACGGGAGGAAUGGUAUAUUGCAAUGCAGGCUUGUUUCAGGCGCAACAUUACUAUUGUGACAAUAUAUGCUUCCCUAGGAGAGGAAGCUUUAUCUCAUUCAUUGAAUCAGACAGAGGUCACCACUGUAAUUUGUGGGCAGAAAGAAAUGAAAAAGCUUGUGGAGAUAAGUGGGCAGCUCGACACUGUAAAGCGUGUUAUAUGUAUGGAUGACGAGUUCUCUUCUAAUGUCUCUUUAGUGGAGGAAAGCUGGAGUGUCAUUUCAUUUGCUGCUGUAGAAAAGCUCGGACGAGAAAAUCCUGCUGAUGCUGAUUUACCUCUAUCAGCUGAUAUCGCAGUAAUAAUGUAUACCAGUGGGAGUACCGGCAUGCCAAAAGGGGUAAUGAUGACACAUGGUAAUGUACUUGCUACAGUUUCUGCUGUCAUGACUAUUGUUCCCGGACUUGGCAGCAAAGAUGUUUAUUUAGCUUAUUUGCCUCUUGCUCACAUCCUGGAAUUAGCAGCUGAGAACAUAGCAGCUGCAAUUGGAGGUAGAAUAGGAUAUGGAUCCCCUCUUACACUGACAGACACAUCAAACAAGAUAAAAAAGGGUACAAAAGGAGAUGCCACCGUGUUGGCACCUACGUUGAUGGCAGCAGUGCCAGCAAUUCUAGACCGUGUUCGAGAUGGUGUACGCAGAAAGGUUGAUGCCAAGGGUGGACUGUCCAAAAGAUUAUUUGAAUUUGCAUACAACCGCCGCUUAUCUGCAAUGAACGGAAGCUGGUUUGGUGCAAGGGGUCCAGAAAGGGUUCUUUGGGAUUUCUUAGUGUUUAGAAAGGUCCGAGCAGUGCUGGGAGGUCAUAUACGUUUCAUUUUAUCCGGCGGUGCACCUCUUUCUGGUGAUACUCAAAGAUUCACCAAUAUUUGUAUUGGUGCUCCAAUAGGUCAAGGUUAUGGGCUCACCGAGACUUGUGCUGGUGGAACAUUUACAGAGUAUGACGAUACUUCCGUUGGUCGUGUUGGUCCUCCUCUUCCAUGCUCAUUCAUAAAGUUAAUAGAUUGGUCUGAAGGGGGAUAUCUUCUAAGCGAUAAACCAAUGCCUAGGGGUGAAAUUGUUAUUGGUGGUCCUAAUGUCACACUUGGAUAUUUCAAAAGUGAAGACAAAACCAACGAAGUGUACAAGGUUGACGAGACCGGGAUGAGGUGGUUCUACACUGGCGACAUAGGACAAUUUCAUGAUGAUGGUUGCCUUGAGAUUGUCGACCGUAAAAAGGACAUCGUUAAGCUUCAGCACGGGGAAUAUGUUUCCUUAGGAAAGGUUGAGGCAGCUUUAAUUACGAGUCCCUAUGUUGAGAACAUCAUGUUGCAUUGUGAUCCUUUCCAUAGCUAUUGUGUUGCUCUUGUGGUAGCUUCGGAAUCUGCUCUUCGAGAUGUGGAGCAACAAGGAAUUAGUUUCAAUGAUUUUCCUGACUUGUGUCAGAAAGAAGAAACUCUCAAAGAAGUGCUUGGGUCACUAGUAAAGGAAGCUAAGAAGGCUCGCCUACAGAAGUUUGAGAUCCCCACAAGAAUCAAAUUGCUUUCAGAACCAUGGACUCCAGAGUCAGGAUUAGUAACAGCUGCUCUGAAGCUCAAGAGAGAGGUCGUCAAAAAGGCAUUCUCUGACGAGCUCGCCAUGUUAUACUCUUGAUAAUACAAUGUGCAGAAUCUGAUGAUUUAUGAUAGAUGAGCUCACUGCAAGGUACUUUUUCACUUCUUCACUCCCUUCUGCUUGUUUCUAUGUAACAUGUUACGUAUCAACAAAAUCCCCCCCCCCCCUUUUUUUUUUUGGAGGGAGGACCAGCACUUUGUAUUUAGUACUUUUUUGGUCCUCUUCAUGAUAAUGUGACAGGCAAGUUACAGAAAUGCCAAUGAAUGAGCUAUAAACCGUUAGGUUUUUGUUA